Thalassophryne amazonica is the source of this 6789-nucleotide messenger RNA. RefSeq names its product castor zinc finger 1 (gene casz1). NCBI's taxonomy places the organism in Eukaryota, Metazoa, Chordata, Actinopteri, Batrachoidiformes, Batrachoididae. Gene Ontology annotation, molecular function: RNA polymerase II transcription regulatory region sequence-specific DNA binding; DNA-binding transcription factor activity, RNA polymerase II-specific. The record is from RefSeq and is a predicted model, not a curated record. Bases 324 to 6449 code for a protein of 2041 amino acids. Gene Ontology annotation, biological process: regulation of neuron differentiation; positive regulation of transcription by RNA polymerase II. Gene Ontology annotation, cellular component: nucleus. The transcript has 20 exons.
CAUGUGUACGGGAGCAAGGCAGGGACCGAGAGAGAGAGAGAGUAGGCAGGGAAGGAGGAGGCUCCAUAUUCUUUCAGCUACCCCCUGUCAAAACGCGAGGAGGAGGGGCCAGACUCUGAGCUGCCAAUCAAAUCCACUCGUGGCAGCCGGCGUUAUCUCAGCAACAAACUAUUGACAGAUUACAUGUCAAGGAGUUUAGUGCAUGAUUGAAGGAAGCCUUUUUUGUAUCUAGUUACUUUUCCGCUGUAUCCCCCCCCUCCUCCUCCUCCUCCCCUUCAGCAACCAACAUUCGAAUGACUUUCUAAAAAGAGUUGAGUAAUAUUAUGAAAGUUACAUGUCUGAGAGGAUUUAACUUCGACUUCCCUGAAUAUGCUGAAAGGAGUUUAUGCACUGAAAAGACCUCAGGAAAACCCAAGAUGGCCGCCAAAAGGAAAGGUGGCCUAAAACUCAAUGCUAUCUGUGCCAAGCUGAGCCGCCAGGUGGUGUUCGACAGCAGCUCCCAGAAUGCAGAGGGAGACCAGAGUGUAGCAGAAAACAGCGAGCGCGGAAGUUCCCAAUACGACGACAAUGACGCCAGCUUCCACGAGAGCCUGAGCCUAAGCCAGAGCCUAGGAGAGGACCAGAAGAGACGGGAAGCCAUCGAGAAGUGGGUCAACGGCGAGUAUGGCGACGAGCUGCCAGCUAGUGAUGAUGAGGAUGAACAGGAGCAAGGACUCAAAGUCAGCAAUGAUGAAGACGGCCCCCCGGAGGGCGUGUACAUGGUACAGCCCAAAGGCUGCAGCGACGAAGAAGAUAACGUGGAUGAUCCUGAACCUCUGAUGGGGUCUCAGGAUGGCAGUUACCAUGAUGACAAAGAAGCGGAAGAGAGGCCUCCGAAAGAGGAGGCCUACAUGCCGCCAAGUGAGGCCCAGUGUCGCCAACCACCUUUCUCCUCUCCAGGCGAAGCAUUGGCCCUGAGAGACUAUGCAGCCAACACCAUGAAUGAGUUUUUAGGAAUGUUUGGAUAUGAUGAUCAGCAAGUAAGGGAUGAUCUGACCAAGAAGAUCAGCUUUGACAAGCUCAAAGCUGCUACCUCAGACCCCUCAUCCCUCAGCAGUGAAGAAGCCUCACGGCGUGCCCGCUUCUCCAAGUAUGAAGAGUACAUUCGCAAGCUGAAAGCUGGUGAGACCCUCCCCUGGCCGGUGUAUGCUUCCCCACCCAAACCAGAAGACCUCAACUCAAAACUGGUCCAAGACAAGAGUACUACCAUGCUGCAGACCUCCGGGGGCCUUCCAACAUCCGAGGCACAGAUCUACCCAUCCGGCCUGGACCAUAAGCAGGCAGGAGGACCUCAGCUGGGAACAUCCCAACCAUCAAAUCUAUCUCACGUACAAAAUAUAGCAUCCCGAGCCUCUAAGUAUGACUUCUUUAUUCAGAAACUGAAGAUGGGGGAGAGCCUUCAGCAGCAGAAUGGUAACGCUUACAAGCGACCCUCCAAGUAUGACUUGGAGAAUGUCAAGUUUCUCCACCUGUUUAAGCCUGGUGAGGGUAGUCCUGACAUGGGAGGUUCAAUUGCCUUUAAGACUUGCAAAGUUGGCCGCCCUUCCAAAUAUGACAUCAGAACAAUACAGAAGUUUAUGCCAGGAAAUCCAGAAAGCUCACUGAUGCCCAAUGUCCUCGCUGCAGCCCCAGGAAACCCCGGCACUCCUGGUGUCCCCACAGUAGGCGCUGCUGGGGCCAGCAUUGCCCCUGCACUUACAGUGGACCCGGCAGGGCAUAUAAGCUUCAACACAUCUGACUACUUGAAGUCCAGCUUUUCCAAAACUGACUCCAUUACCACAGGCACCGUGUCCUCUGUAAAUAUGGCCAAAGGAGGUGGUCACCCCACUGUGUCUGGUCUGCUUGAGGUUUCUUCUGCAAAAAUGCACAAGAAUGGCCUGCCACCAGAUAAACCCGCCAGCGAAGACGUCAACCUCUACCAGAAAUAUAUCGCCAGGUUUUCUGGAAGUCAGCACUGUGGACAUGUGCACUGUGCCUACCAGUAUCGAGAGCAUUACCACUGCAUGGACCCUGAGUGUAACUACCAGGUGAGCAGGUUCACCAGUAAGCAGGAUGUAAUCAGGCACUACAACAUGCACAAGAAGAGGGACAACUCCCUGCAGCACGGCUUCAUGCGCUUCAGCCCUCUGGAUGACUGUAGCGUCUACUAUCAUGGCUGCCACCUCAAUGGAAAAAGCACCCAUUACCACUGCAUGCAGGUGGGCUGCAGCAAAGUGUACACCAGUACCUCAGACGUCAUGACUCAUGAAAACUUCCAUAAAAAGAACGCCCAGCUGAUCAAUGAUGGCUUCCAGAGGUUUCGAGCCACUGAGGACUGUGGAACAGUUGGGUGUCAGUUUUAUGGGCAGAAGACGACACACUUCCACUGCAGGCGGCCGGGCUGCACAUUCACCUUCAAGAACAAGUGUGACAUUGAGAAGCACAAGAGCUACCACAUCAAGGAUGAUGCCUAUGCUAAAGAUGGCUUCAAGAAGUUCUAUAAGUAUGAAGAGUGCAAGUAUGAGGGCUGUGUCUACAGUAAAGCCACCAACCACUUCCACUGCAUCCGCUUGGGCUGUGGUUUCACCUUUACCUCUACCAGCCAGAUGACCUCCCACAAACGCAAACACGAGCGCCGGCACAUCCGCUCCUCUGGUGUUAUGGGCCUCUCUUCCACCUUCUUGGUACCAAAGGAUGAGCCAGACGAGUCGAGCAAUGAUGACCUGAUGGACUUCUCAGCCAUCAGCAGCAAGAACUCCAGCCUGAGUGCUUCGCCCACAACUCAGCAGUCCACCACUGUGUCGCACCUGUUGUCCACACCUACCACUGCAGUCUCCUCUACUUCCCCAUUGGGCCACAGCCUCAAGCCAACACCAUCGCUCUCCAGUGCGGGCCAGCGUGUGUCCAGUCUUCUGUCCCAGGCUUUACCCAGCAACAUGCCCGUUGCCCUCACUCUCUCCAACAGCACCAUGGCUGCAUCCAACCCGUUCUUUCCUUUGAUGUCCAGGCUGCCACUCCAACCACCUCCUCUUGCCGCUAGUCUAAUAUCAGCUGUUUCUUCUGGUGCUCACUCCAUGCCCACUGACUCCAUGACCCAAGGAUGCUCUACAACAGGGGCAGAAGGAGCCAUGGCAUCUACUCCAGUCUCCUUCACUACCUCGUCCAUCAUGGAGAAGAUCUCAGCAAGCAAAGGUCUGAUAUCGCCCAUGAUGGCUAGACUGGCAGCUGCUGCCCUCAAACCCUCCAGCAACACAGACACAGGGAAUGGGCAGCCGGCUUCAGCCGGCCACUUCAAUCUGGUUCAAGUGAAGCAGGAGCCGGCAGACCCCGCGUCCGGGGCCCCGCAAGACCCCACGCAGGAGCACAGCCUUGACCUGAGCAAGAAGGACCACAGUAAUGAAUCAAACGGACACUCUGUACCGGGGAAUACAUCUCUUUUAUCCUCGCUUAUGAAUAAGAUGUCACAGGUGAACCCGGCCCUGUUCAGCACCAUGAACCUGAAGACGGAGCUGGACGCGGGGCAAGGCGGCGACACCUCCGAGGCGGCGCAGUAUCUGAACCGAGUGCUGAAGAGGCCGCUGGCGGAAAAACCUACCGAGAUCUGGAGGACUUACCUUCGCAGGUUUGACACCGACGACUUCUGCGAGGCUCAGUGCGACUUCCUGCAGAAGGUGCAUUUUCACUGCCUGGUGGAGGACUGUGGUGCCCUCUUCAGCACAGUGGAUGGCGCCAUAAAGCACGCUAACUUCCACCUGCGAGCCAACUUGAAGGUGAAGACGGAGACACCGUUCAGUGAUGCCAAAGACUCCAGCGAUGGAUCUCCACUGCAGCCUGCUGCCGCCGUCUCCGUGGCCAACAAUCCCUCCAUGGAUGUGUCUCACCUCACCUCUUCUGCUGGCUACAGCUCCCCUCCUUCCUCCCUUCUGGCCUGGAAGCAGUUGACCGGCAGCAUCCCUCAGAUGCCGGCCUCGAUGCCCAACUUGGCCGCCAACUCCCCGCUGGCCACCACCUCCCUGGAGAACGCAAAGCCACAAGUCAAACCUGGUUUCCUGCAAUUCCAAGAAAAUGAUCCCUGUUUGGCGACUGACUGCAAGUACUCAAACAAGUUCCACUUCCACUGUUUGUUUGGGAAUUGCAAAUAUGUGUGCAAGACUUCUGGCAAGGCUGAGUCCCACUGUUUGGACCACAUCAACCCCAACAACAACCUGGUCAACGUCCGUGACCAGUUCUCCUACUAUUCUCUGCAGUGUCUGUGUCCCAACCAGCACUGCGAGUUCAGAAUGAGGGGUCACUAUCACUGUCUGCGGCCCGGCUGCUUCUUUGUCACCAACAUCACCACCAAGCUGCCGUGGCACAUCAAGAAGCAUGAGAAGGCAGAGCGCCGCGCUGCCAACGGCUUCAAGUAUUUCACCAAGAGGGAGGAGUGCGGCCGGCUGGGUUGCAAGUAUAACCAAGUGAACAGCCACUUUCACUGCAUCCGCGAGGGCUGUCAGUUCUCCUUCCUCCUCAAACACCAGAUGACCUCACACGCACGCAAACACAUGAGGCGGAUGCUGGGCAAGAACUUCGACAGAGUCCCAACCCAGGUGCUGCCUCUGUCUCAGAGGGCAGACGAGCUGCAGCCCACCGCCGGCAUCAUGUCGGGCCCUGGGGCCCAUCAGCACACCACCAACUCCAGCUUCUCCUCCACCAUGAUGGACGAUGCUGACAGUUACAUGGACUAUGUGGGGGGGGGAGGAGGAGGAGGAAGCGGCAGCCCCUUGGGACUGUCCUCAGAGUCCUCCAACCAGGACCGGAGCUGCACCAGCACCCCGGUGGGCAACGACGGCUCUCCAGCAGGACAAGGCUGCCCUGCCACCACUUCUGCACCUACCACCCCUGCUGACACUAGCGCUCCCCAAAAUGCACCAUCUUCCCCUCCUCCUCCUCGUCCUCUUCCUCCUGCUCCUCAGCCCGGCCUACAGGCCCAGGGCCCGUCCCUUUCUCCUGCUCUCCUCCGACCUUCUCUCCCCUCUGUCCCAUACCUCCUCUCUCCAUCCUGUCUGUCAUACUCUCUGCUCAGCGCCUCUCUGGGAGCCACUCGGAGUGUUGUCAUGCCAACCAACACACCAGCUUUCAGCCCCAUCAUUGCCACUCCUUCUCCGGUUAAAAAUGACGUCCCUAUAGUGCAGGACGCUGCAGGCAACACCAUCUCCAUUCCCACUGCCACUGGUGCGAAGAAGCGCUUCUGGAUCAUUGAGGACAUGUCACCCUUUGGAAAGCGCCGCAAGACUCCGUCGUCGCGCAAGAUGCUGGAUGAAGGGAUGAUGCUGGAAGGCUUUUGUCGCUACGACCUGUACGAGAACUGCAAGGACUCAGGGUGUCAGUUUUCUCUAAAGGUGACCCACUACCACUGCACUCGCGAGAACUGUGGCUACAAGUUCUGCGGUCGUACCCACAUGUACAAACAUGCGCAGCAUCACGACCGAGUGGACAACCUGGUUCUCGAUGACUUCAAGCGCUUCAAAUCGUCCCUCAGCUGCAACUUCCCCGACUGCCAGUUUUCAGGCAACAGCACUCACUUCCACUGCCUGCGCUGCGGCUUCCGCUGCACCGAUAGCACCAAGGUGACGGCCCACCGCAAGCACCACGGCAAGCAAGAUGUCAUCAGCGCAGCUGGCUUCUGCCAGUUCAGCUCCAGCGCUGACUGUGAGGUUCCCGACUGCAAAUAUAAGCUCAAGUGCUCGCACUUCCACUGCACCUUCCCUGAGUGCAAGCACACGGUGGUGGGAAUGUCCCAGAUGGAUUCCCACAAGCGCAAACAUGAGAAACAGGAGAGGGGCGAGCUACCCUCUGUAUCGCCCAAACAGGAACCGGUGCACCACCUGGGUGGAAGCAUGACACCAGCUUCAAUGAGUCUGUCUUCUUCCUUACCCACCAGCCACCAUACCAUGUCCCACGGCAUUAACAGCAGCGCUCCCUCCACACUCUACCCCACAGGCAGCUUAGGCUCGGAGUAUAACCACCCGUACCCACCAUCCGCCAUCAACCUGGACAGCUCCCUCAACCUGGGCACAGACACCAGCAGCUCAUUGUUCUUCCUGAAGAACGCGGCUGGUCUGGGUCUCAGCGAUUCGCUGGAUCUCAGCAAGAAGAUGCACCAUGAAGCUAUGCGCUGCAGCUCUGUCCACAAUGCCACGCCACCGCUAGGUCUACCGGUGGCUCAGGAUGACACCACAGGAACCUCCGGAGAUGCCGAAGAUGACCUGUCGCCGGAGGAGGAGGCGCACGAAGACGAAGAAGAAGAGGAUGACGAUGACGACGAGGAUCUCAACACUGACUCAAACGAUGACUUGAUGGCAGACGGUGAAAAGGACAACAGCGAGAGUUUUGAUGCUUCCGUUAACCACACUGAUGCUUCCCAACUGGAAAAGCAAAAUGCUGACCCAUAAAAAAAAAAAAAAAAAAACCUGACUCUAGGAACUGAAGAGAAAAAAACAUGUACUAUGAACAAACAAAAAGUGGCCUCAUUUAUCAUCUUUAGAGACUUCAACAAAAAAACAACAUCAACUGUGUGGAGAAAGCAACGGCCGAAAACGAUUUAUUAUGAUGUUUACAAGAUGACCAACAUUAUUAACUCAAUUAUGCAUUAAAAAAAUGAACGGAGACGAACAGAACUAGGCCCUGUUUUCCACACGGGGCAGCAAUGUAAAGCAUUUUACUACACAUCAGUCUUUUUGUGUGCGUGCAUGUUUGACUUUAAUUUAUUUUUUUCACUUUUGUGUGUCGGGG